Astyanax mexicanus (Mexican tetra) is the source of this 3383-nucleotide messenger RNA. RefSeq names its product pyridoxal phosphate binding protein (gene plpbp). The record is from RefSeq and is a predicted model, not a curated record. NCBI's taxonomy places the organism in Eukaryota, Metazoa, Chordata, Actinopteri, Characiformes, Acestrorhamphidae. Gene Ontology annotation, molecular function: pyridoxal phosphate binding. Bases 38 to 886 code for a protein of 282 amino acids. Gene Ontology annotation, cellular component: intracellular anatomical structure. The transcript has 8 exons.
GCGGGCCCGCUGCUGUUAUUGGCUGGGCUGCGCCGCUAUGUGGAGAGUAGUGAUGUCGGAGGAGGUUGGGAGGAAGGUGCAGGCGGUGGUGGACCGGGUACAGCAGGCGGUUACCCGCCGCCCGAAGACUUUACCAUGUGUGGCUCCUCGAUUAGUAGCUGUCAGUAAAACGAAGCCGCCGGACAUGGUGCUGGAGGCUUACAAACACGGACAGCGCAACUUUGGAGAGAACUAUGUAAAUGAACUGUUGGAGAAAGCCACUCACCCUCUGAUUUUAUCAUCAUGCCCUGAAAUUAAGUGGCAUUUCAUUGGACACCUACAGAAGAAUAAUGUUAAUAAACUCUUGGGUGUUACAAACCUCUACAUGGUGGAGACGGUUGACUCUGUUAAACUGGCCGACAAAGUGAACAGCUCGUGGCAGAAGUUACGAGGGUCUAACGCUCGGAGGUUAAAGAUCAUGGUGCAGAUCAACACCAGCGGAGAGGAAAGUAAACACGGCCUGCCUCCUGAUGAAACCGUUAACACCAUCAAGCACAUCGUAUCUCAGUGUACUGCCCUGGACUUCGCUGGACUCAUGACUAUUGGCCGUUAUGGCUAUGACCUCAGUGACGGACCCAAUCCAGACUUCCAGAUGCUCCUGAAGUGUCGAGAGCAGGUGUGUGAGAGUCUGAAGCUCUCAGUAGAACAGGUGGAGCUGAGUAUGGGCAUGUCCACGGACUUUGAGCAUGCGAUUGAGGUAGGCUCUACUAAUGUCCGUGUUGGUAGCACUAUUUUUGGAACUCGGGAAUAUCCAACCACCCCAAGCCCCAGCCCGGAGAAAAAGCCAAAGGUCGUAUCCGAAGAAGCGGCGAAAAAGAUGGAGCGGCUUACAGUGAGCGAUCAUUAAAGACCUGAAGAGAGGAGCGCUGGAUCUGAGGAGUUACAGAGGACUUUUUGAGCAUUUCACAGACAAUACUGGAACACUGGUGGAGGCCUACCCACACCACAUCUCAAUUAUUGCUCUUAAGUGAAGGUGGUUUUAAGGUUUAAGGUAGAAGCUGUACAGUUGUAAAAUCUUCAUAGCUUUUUCACAUUAUCACGUUUGAUAACAUAAAGAUGCAAAGAACACUGCUUGCAAACACAUUACUGGUAGUUUUGUUGUGCCAUUGUAGCUAGAACCUUUUGAGUUUUUUUUUUGUUGUUGUUUUUGGACACUAAAUCUGAAUUUUUCUUUUAUUUCUUAACUAAUUUAAAUUGUGUCUUUUUGUUUAACAAAAAAAAAUCAAACAAACCAGAGUUUGUUGGUUAUGUCAGUCGAACGAAACAUGGACUGCUGUGUCUCUCUCUUUAGUAAGACAUUUGGAUUUGUGAAAAGAGAAAGUAAUGUAAUGUAAAUGUAUUGUUUACCUACUCGUCUGUUGCUGUGAAAGCUGUUUUAAGACUGGUGUUUGGCCUUUUUGAAAAAAUGUCACCUUAUUUUAUUAUGUUUAACUAUUAAUUAACACUGCACUUGGGUUCAUAUUGUAAUUCAGUCUAAUUCAUAUUAAUUUUCUGUGUAGUAGGAUUUGCAUUAACUGGAGAAAAUUUGCUUUAGAUUCUUUUUAGAGCAGUGGUUCUCAAAUCUUUUAAAACCAUGUACCAAACGCGAUCAUACUAGAGCUUAGUACCGUCAACUUUAAUUUUAAACCCUGCAGCACAUUUUCACCAAAAAAAACAGGUUCUGGAACCCGACAAGUUUGUUUCUAGCUGGAACCGAAAAAUAGUAGGUUCUUGAGCAUAAAACCGUGAUGACAUCUGUAAUGUGUCUCAAUUGUGCAACUCCCUCUGUUGGUGACGUAUUCUGUGAUGUAUCCUCGGUUCCGCUAAAACCGUUGUAAAGAGAGCUGGUUUGCUGAAAAGCACCAUGGUUCUUAAAGCCCCACUAGGUAGGAAUUCCUUGAUUUUUUUUCUUUUUAAAUAAGUAACUGUAGAGGGAGCCCACGAGCACAAAAUCUCAAUCCUACCUAGUGGAGCUUUAAAUAAGACUGAAUGGCUGGAUAUUAUGGCAAAAAUCUAAAUCACAAUGUUUUUCUUAAUUUGGGUCAAUAUAAUAUAGUUCAGUUAUUGAUUUGAACAGUAUAAAAGCCACAGUCUGUGGUGUACGCGAGUAAACAUGCGUUGAAAGAGCUGCUGGGGGAUGUGGUUAAAAAUAUUAUCACUAUAUUUAAAUAUUUCUUUUUUAUUACGAUACACAGUAUUUAUCAUAUUUUGACACAGACAAAAUGCAUCAGCAGUGGCAGAUUCUGAUAUUCUAUUAUUGAACCAUUAUUUAAUGCAUAGUACUGUGAUUUUAUUCCAUUUUUGCUGCACAUUGUUUAAUUAAACAGGUUUUUUUUUCACUUUCUUUAAUUAAAUGUACAGUAGAGUUAGUGUUCUUUAAACACUAAAAGAAAAAUAUAUAUAUAUUGUCCAGCCUUUAGAAAAACAGUUAUUUUGGUUAAAAAGUGCUAUAUCUGGGUCUUGCCUUCUUUUACGAUCUGCCAAUUACUGUUUUUUGUUCAUGGUAAAUGAAAUUUCCCUUUAAAAAGCAUUAAAAAGUCACCAGCUUAUAAUUCUAAUGCAGCUCAUAACUAUUGUAAAUAAUGGAGUGCCACAGGGUUCUAUUAAAGGGCCUAUUAAACUGAUGAUAAUCAUAGAACUGUAACUGUGUAGGCUUACAUACAUGGCAUAUUAGGUUAAGCACUGAGCACAAAUAAUAUUUAAGUUAGAAAAAUUACAAAUCGACACCUUUCUAAAACCUAAAAAUCUUUCAGGAAACACACAAAAAAAACAGAUGUCAGUUCUUAUGGCUAUUUAAAGAUGUGCAAUGGCCGUAACUAUGCAAUAUUUAUGGCACUUAGUCUUUACUAAUAAGAAGAACUUUAUAUUAUAGUAAAAAUGUCAUCAUUUUGCAAUUAAGGAUGACCUGAAUGGUGGAGAUUGAAUCAGUGAGGGAGCUUAGUCUUGGAAGGCUAUUAAAAUUAAAUUAAAAGUCACAUUUUAUUUUGAAUUGAGGUUCGUUAAGGGAUGAUUUAGGCAAAAACGUACAUUUUCCCUAAAAAUCAUUAUUUUAGAAUAAUGUUAUGACAAAUUAAUAGAUUUCAAUCCAUAAUAAACUUCACUUUGAGAUUUGAGUUGUGCAUACCAGAGUUUGAGAACCACUGCUCUAAAGGAAGGGUGAAUAACUGACAAAAAUACAAAACAUUUUCUUUUUUAAACUAAAGCGUCUUACUAUGCAGAAUUAAUGAUGGGUGUAUGAACCUAUUUUAACAUAUUUUGGAUUUUCAGUAUUUACAUUGUUAAACUAACCACCGGUGGUUACUGUCUGUGCACUUUGCUUUGAAGGGUAAAUGUAAAUUUGUCCUAAUAUGACCAUAUGUACAGUA